GUCGGCGCCGAAGGAGGUGCUGGAGGCCGAUGGCCGGGCCUGGGGCGGCCUUGCCUCUGCGGGAGGAGAAUGGCUGCAGCAGCCGGCGCCAGAGCACCUCCAGCGCUGGGGACUCGGACGGGGAGAAGGGGGACCCCGCCUCGGGCCGGGCCCGGCGGCAGCUGGAAGGGCUCCUCAACAAGAACAUGCGGAUCCGCAUGACGGACGGGAGGACCCUGGUGGGCUGCUUCCUCUGCACCGACCGCGACUGCAACGUUAUCCUCGGCUCCGCGCAGGAGUUCCUCAAGCCCUCGGACUCGUUCUCAACCGGCGAGCCACGGGUGCUGGGCCUGGCCAUGGUCCCUGGCCAUCACAUCGUGUCCAUCGAGGUACAACAAGAAACCCAGGCCGGGACCCCCUACCUGUGAGCCGACCCUCCCUCCCUCCUUCCCUUCCUCCCUCUCACUCCAUUCCGGCUGUGGGACAGGGAGAGAGACCAACCCCUUCCAGUCUCGGAUUAAAUCCUCUUCCAGAAUUGAGGCAGCCGCUGCUUCU
This is a messenger RNA of Tachyglossus aculeatus (Australian echidna), 534 nucleotides long. RefSeq names its product N-alpha-acetyltransferase 38, NatC auxiliary subunit (gene NAA38). The transcript has 3 exons. Gene Ontology annotation, cellular component: NatC complex. Gene Ontology annotation, molecular function: RNA binding. The record is from RefSeq and is a predicted model, not a curated record. Lineage: Eukaryota; Metazoa; Chordata; Mammalia; Monotremata; Tachyglossidae. Bases 30 to 407 code for a protein of 125 amino acids.